AUGCAGUUGGCAAUGCUCAACCGGACUACUUCCCUCCUUUCCAGCGCCCGCCGCUCGGUAUGCAGUUCCAUCGGUGGCCUCAGGCAACCGAGUCGAUUCCUCGCAACGACGGGAUCGCCGCUGCAAGAAUACUUUGUGGUUGUCUUCAACAAGCAGAACGCACAAGGGGCGGACCUGUCCCAGCGUCCUCAACCCAUCGAGUUCAAGAACCGGGAUAUUGUCCUCACGUUCGCCGGAGAUAUGCUGGCAUCGCCUGCGCUGGAUUCGGAGUCGGACCCCGCGGGGACCUUGGGAGCCUGCUUCGCGUGCCAGGCGCCUAGUGAGGAGAGUGUGCUCAAGGCUGUCCAGGCUCAUGAGAAUGCUGUCAAAGGGCUGUGGGACGUUGAGUCGGUGGAGAUUUCUGCGCUGGAGACGAUCCAUACGGGGGAUUUUGACAGGGAUGGUCAAUAG
This is a messenger RNA of Penicillium malachiteum, 450 nucleotides long. RefSeq lists its product as uncharacterized. NCBI's taxonomy places the organism in Eukaryota, Fungi, Ascomycota, Eurotiomycetes, Eurotiales, Aspergillaceae. Bases 1 to 450 code for a protein of 149 amino acids. The record is from RefSeq and is a predicted model, not a curated record. The transcript is spliced from 3 exons.